UUAAGUAACUACAAAAUUUGUGGGAAAUAUUAGUAUUACAGAUCUUUGCGGAUGAAGUGGGCGAACACCGGCUCCCGCAGCGGCGCAGUUGGCUAUCUUCGAUGCCAGGAGGUGUGCCAGCGAUGACCUCUCUUUCUUUCGCCCUUUUCCUCUCUCCAGUCUUCAUGCUGCAGAGGACCUCACAGUCACGAGGUCGCGACAGUCCGCGCCGUCGUGGAGUCGAGCGGGACGCGGAGAGAGAACUACAUUUCCCAGCGGACCCUCCUGCGCGCGCCCCUGCCCGCGCGAGGGGGCGAGUGCACCAGGCGCUCGCUCCCUGCCGAGCGCUCGUCGCCCGCCAGAGCCUCCGCCAGGGGAUGAGGUGGGAGGCGCUAGAAACCACUUAGCUACAGCCAACCGCCCAAUGCAGCACUCGCUCGCUCCCCCCGCCAGCGGAAGCGCCCGCGGAGCACAAUGCAGCACUGAGGCAGCGCCGCGGCGGAGGCUGCAGCGCCAGGGCCGCUGCAGCACCGGCCGGGGCUCGGGGGGGCGGCCGAGGCGAGCGCGGGGCGCGGGGCGCGGGGCGAGGGAGCCGGAGCCGGCUGCCGGCGCCCGAGGAGGUGAGCGUCUCCAGCGAGGCGCUUGACCGGAGCACCAUGCGGGCGGCGGCGGCUGCGUCCGUGCCCUUCUUGCUGCUCUGCGCCCUGGGGAGCUGCCCCCCGGCGCGCUGCGGCCGGGCAGGAGACGCCUCGUUGACGGAGCUGGAAAGGAGGAACGAAAACCGCUUCCUGGAGCGCCAGAGCAUCGUGCCACUCCGGCUCCUCUACCGCUCGGGCGGCGAAGACGAAACUGGGCACGACGCGCUCGACACGCGGGUGCGGAGCGACCCCGGCGGCGGGCAGUUGACUCAUGUUGACCAGGCAAGCUUCCAGGUUGAUGCCUUUGGAACGUCAUUUAUUCUUGAUGUCGUGCUAAAUCAUGAUUUGCUGUCCUCUGGAUACAUAGAGAGACACAUCGAAUAUGGAGGGAAGACUGUGGAAGUUAAAGGAGGAGAACACUGUUUCUACCAGGGCCAUAUCCGAGGAAACCCUGCCUCGUUUGUUGCAUUGUCAACAUGCCACGGACUUCAUGGGAUGUUCUGUGAUGGGAACCACACUUAUCUCAUUGAGCCAGGAGACAAUGACACCUCCCAAGAGGAUUUCCGUUUUCAUUCUGUUUACAAAUCCAGACUGUUUGAAUUUCCCUUGGAUGAUCUUCCAUCUGAAUUCCAGCAAGUAAACAUCACUCCACCAAAAUUUAUUUUGAAGCCAAGACCAAAAAGGAUUAAACGACAGCUUCGCCGACAUCCUCGUAACGUAGAGGAGGAAACCAAAUACAUUGAACUGAUGAUUGUGAACGAUCAUCUCAUGUUUAAAAAACAUCGGCUUUCAGUUGUGCACACCAAUACGUAUGCAAAAUCUGUGGUGAACAUGGCGGAUGUAAUAUAUCAAGACCAACUUAAGACAAGGAUAGUAUUGGUUGCCAUGGAAACCUGGGCGGCUGACAACAAGUUUGCCAUAUCUGAAAACCCACUGAUCACUCUACGGGAGUUCAUGAAAUACAGGAGGGAUUUCAUCAAAGAGAAAAGUGAUGCAGUUCACCUUUUUUCGGGAAGUCAAUUUGAGAGUAGCCGGAGCGGGGCAGCUUAUAUUGGUGGGAUUUGCUCGUUGCUGAAAGGAGGAGGCGUGAAUGAAUUUGGGAAAACUGAUUUAAUGGCUGUUACACUUGCACAGUCAUUAGCCCAUAAUAUUGGUAUUAUCUCAGACAAAACAAAGUUAGCAAGUGGCGAGUGUAAAUGUGAGGACACAUGGUCUGGAUGCAUAAUGGGAGACACCGGCUAUUAUCUUCCUAAAAAGUUCACCCAGUGUAAUAUUGAAGAAUAUCAUGACUUCCUGAAUAGUGGAGGUGGUGCCUGCCUUUUCAACAAACCUUCUAAGCUUCUCGAUCCUCCUGAGUGUGGCAAUGGCUUCAUUGAAACUGGAGAGGAAUGUGACUGUGGGACCCCAGCAGAAUGCGCCCUGGAAGGAGCAGAGUGUUGUAAGAAAUGCACCUUGACUCAAGACUCUCAAUGCAGUGAUGGUCUUUGUUGUAAAAAGUGCAAGUUUCAGCCUGUGGGGACUGUGUGCCGAGAAGCAGUAAAUGAUUGUGAUAUUCGUGAAACAUGCUCAGGAAAUUCAAGCCAGUGUGCCCCAAAUAUUCAUAAAAUGGAUGGAUAUUCAUGUGAUGGUGUUCAGGGCAUUUGCUUUGGAGGAAGAUGUAAAACCAGGGAUAGACAAUGCAAAUACAUCUGGGGGCAAAAGGUGAUGGCAUCAGACAAAUACUGCUAUGAGAAACUGAAUAUCGAAGGAACCGAGAAGGGUAAUUGUGGGAAAGACAAAGACACCUGGAUACAGUGCAACAAACGGGAUGUGCUUUGUGGUUACCUUUUGUGUACCAAUAUUGGUAAUAUCCCAAGGCUUGGAGAACUUGAUGGUGAAAUCACAUCGACUUUAGUUGUGCAGCAGGGAAGAACAUUAAACUGCAGUGGUGGGCAUGUUAAGCUUGAAGAAGAUGUAGAUCUUGGCUACGUGGAAGAUGGGACACCUUGUGGUCCUCAAAUGAUGUGCUUAGAACACAGGUGUCUUCCUGUGGCUUCCUUCAACUUUAGUACAUGCUUAAGCAAUAAAGAAGGCACUGUUUGUUCAGGAAAUGGAGUUUGCAGUAAUGAGCUGAAGUGUGUGUGUAACAGACACUGGAUAGGUGCAGACUGCAGCACGUACUUCCCUCACAAUGAUGAUGCAAAGACUGGUAUAACUCUGUCUGGCAACGGUGUUGCUGGUACCAAUAUCAUAAUAGGCAUCAUUGCUGGCACCAUUUUAGUGCUGGCCCUCCUAUUAGGAAUAACUGCAUGGGGUUAUAAAAACUAUCGAGAACAGAGACAGUUACCCCAGGGAGAUUAUGUAAAAAAGCCUGGAGAUGGCGACUCUUUUUAUAGCGACAUUCCUCCUGGAGUCAGCACAAACUCAGCAUCUAGUUCUAAGAAGAGGUCUGCUUUUCUGUCGCAUUUUCAGAUUUCUACCUGUUCCAUCACACAUUAUUCCAUUAGUCAGAACAUUUCAUUAUUUUGCAGCAGGUCAAAUGGACUCUCUCAUUCUUGGAGUGAAAGGAUUCCAGACACAAAACAUAUUUCAGACAUCUGUGAAAAUGGGCGACCUCGAAGUAACUCUUGGCAAGGUAACCUGGGAGGCAACAGAAAGAAAAUCAGAGGCAAAAGAUUUAGACCUCGGUCUAAUUCAACUGAGAGGGAGCCCCAAGCACCUGAGCCUGGGCACUCCCUCGCCCAGACAGUCCCAUCCCAAGGCAUAAGCCCAGGGGGCUCUGACAGCCCCCAGACAGGGAGUCUGGAUCACAGCUCCCAAGAUGGCCAACGUCAGGAAGACAGGACCUUAUCUCCUGCCAAGUCUCCUUCUUCAUCAACUGGGUCUAUUGCCUCCAGCAGGAAGUACCCCUACCCAAUGCCCCCACUUCCCGACGAGGAGAAGAGAGUGAACCGACAAAGUGCCAGGCUAUGGGAGACAUCCAUUUAAGAUCAACUGUUUACAUGUGAUACACCGAAACUGUUUACUUCAACUUUUAUAGAAACCCAGCCUCAUGGAAUCACUGCAAAUCUAUCUGCUCUUCAGACCAUACGAGGAUCCUCUGAGAUGCCAUAGAGGAGAGGAAGCUGUGUCUCACAUCUGGAUACCAUUUUCUUUUUGUCAUUGGCUUAGGAUUUAACUGAACCAUGAAAAGAACUGCUGAAAUGUUACAAUAUAACAUGGAACCAUAAAGGUACUGGUAUGUUAAUGGAUAAUCUGCAUGACAGAUAUAUGUAGAAAUAUUACUAAAUUAACUCACGUGACCCAAAUGUAGCAAGUUUCCUAAGGGACAACAGUGUAUUCAGAACUUGACAUUCUGAAGCACAUCCUCAUGAUAGACAGUAAUGCUUUGUGCUUGAAGCUUCUCUUUGUUAUUUUCCACAUUUAAGGAAACAACAUCCCAUAAUAGAAACUAGCAUGCAGGGCUAAGGCAUAUAAGAUUUUUCUGCAGGACUUUAAAGCUUUGAGAGGGCAAUAUCCCAUAUGCUAACUUUAAACAUGUAUUUUUAUUUUCAUUUUGUUUUUUACUUUUCAUAUUUAUAUCAGCAUACAAGGACAAUUGUACAUAUGUAAACAUUUUUAAAAUAAAAAAAAGCAGCUGUUACACACAAGUGUAUUUUGCCAAACGCCUAAGAAGAAUCAGUCACAAUCACAUCAUUGUCAUCCAUCAAAUGGUCUUUAAAAAUUAUAAGCAGAUGAUGUUGUAAAUAUAGUGGUCAAUGCUGUAAAUGUGUCUCUCUGUAAUUGGUAUUUGUCCAGAACAUGUGCUAUCCCUUUAAACUUUACAUGGUCUGGAGGCAGUUUUAUUGAGUAAUUAAUUGAGCAGGAGAACAAAAUGCCCAGCAAAACUUCUGGGCUUUACAGCUCACAGGGGGAGGUGUCCAGUAGUGCAGCUGUUGUCCCGCCUGCCUCCAGGCACUCUGCUGCUGAGGGGCUGCUCCCUGGGAAUCCUCCAGCCUGUCCGUUUUCCUUCUGGGGGCUACAGUGCCUGCCUCAGCAGCUGUUACCUUUCAGUACCAGAGCACAUCUGCAAGUCUAAGGCCUGUGAGCCCCACAGCAGUAUGUCCUGCUGAGAUCAAGCAAGUGCACCAAAGACACAUGAGACCAGGGGCUGCUGAUGCGUUGGCAGCUUUCAACUUGCCAAUAUGCUAACCCUUUGUGGCCUAAAAGUUUGUUCUUUAACAAAACUUUUUAGUCACCUUUAUCUGUGAAAUGAGUGACUUGUUUUAAUAAAAACAACUUUUACACUGUUUAUUAAGGAUAUUUAUCAUCAGUGGGAUGCGAGUCCCACCAGGUCAUUCUGCACUGACUUGGAAGCAAGAUGAUGGAAGGGUCUACCAGCUGGGCUGGGAAGCCUCAACAGGCCACAAAGGGUUAAAAGAAGCCUAAAGCCACACAUGUGCAGAUACUGUGAAGUUAUUCAAACAGCUGGCAAGGGAAGGAAUCUGAUGUUUUGAACUCUCUAUUUUUUUAAUCCAUAGGAAAGUGAGAAAUCUAUGUUAAUGCCCCUUCUUUAAAACCAAAGUUUGAUAGCUGUCAUAAUGAAGCUCUGUCAUUCUGAAAGAAAGCUUCCCUAAGGAGGCUACCCUAGUGAGCUCAGAAGUUGAUUGGAUCCAUCAAAUACUUUGAUGUGAAGAGUGCUUCUGAAUUUCGUCAUCUCCUCUCCUUUUUCUUGAGAGAAAUGGAAUCUGCUGACAAAAUUUCAGAAAUAUCCCCUAAAUUUGAUCUCUCUCUGUAAUGUCCAUGGACAAAUCCAUUCAUCUCCACGUGUAAUCACCUUGGAUGCCCCAACUGAAGGGCUGAGGUAGAAGGCAGUGUUUUAUGCUCUAUGUGUUUAUGUCUUCUCUGAUGGACCUCUCUUCUGAAAGCCUUUGAAAAUGUUUGAAAAGCGUUUUAAUCAUCCAAAACAAUAAAGUGUAAACAGCAUUUUCAUGAUAGGAACGGAUGUGAUUGUCGAUACUACAAUAAAAUGAUCCAUCAGGCUGAGAUUUGGACGAGUGUUGGGUGAUGUUGCCACAUAGCUCAAGACGAGGACAGGAGAGCAGACAGAUUUAAAGAUGUAGCAAAUAAAGUGGCUUUUGACCCAA
Molecule: messenger RNA, 5722 nt
Organism: Equus caballus (horse)
Lineage: Eukaryota; Metazoa; Chordata; Mammalia; Perissodactyla; Equidae
Gene: ADAM22
Product: ADAM metallopeptidase domain 22
Biological process (GO): proteolysis
Cellular component (GO): postsynaptic density membrane
Molecular function (GO): metalloendopeptidase activity
Source: RefSeq, a predicted model, not a curated record